Messenger RNA from Drosophila rhopaloa, 3234 nucleotides. It is a transcript of the gene POSH, whose product is annotated as E3 ubiquitin-protein ligase SH3RF1. NCBI's taxonomy places the organism in Eukaryota, Metazoa, Arthropoda, Insecta, Diptera, Drosophilidae. The coding region runs from base 391 to 2907 and encodes 838 amino acids. The record is from RefSeq and is a predicted model, not a curated record. Gene Ontology annotation, molecular function: protein binding. The transcript has 6 exons.
AUCUCUACCAACUCUUAGCAGCAAAAACAAUAUUCCUAUUGGCCGUAAUUUGUUGGCCACAACUGUGCUUCAAGAAGCAAGCUGGUUUUAUAUCCGUGUGCAUACAACAUAUCCGCUUGUUACAGGCCACGAGCUUAGACUACACCUAGUAAUCUUAAAUAGUUAAACAAUUAAAUGCUGCCUAUCACAACAAAGUGAUAAUAUGAAUCAGGGCAUUUAAAACGAAUCGUAGUGAUUAGUUAGCGAUCAGCAUUCGAGAAAUACAAAUUUCCCAAGCGCGACUUGGAAUUUCGUAUGUGUGUCCCAGCCUUUGCGUGUGUGGGUGUUUUGGAAUGUGGCCCUGCACGAAAUUCAAAUAGUGACCAUCCUUGAGAUUUUCACAUUGGCGAAAUGGACGAGCAUACGUUGAACGACCUGUUGGAGUGCUCGGUAUGCCUGGAGCGACUGGACACCACAUCGAAGGUACUGCCGUGCCAGCACACCUUCUGCCGCAAGUGCUUGCAGGACAUUGUGGCCAGCCAACACAAGCUGCGCUGCCCAGAAUGCCGCAUCCUGGUCUCCUCCAAAAUCGAUGAACUGCCCCCCAACGUCUUGCUGAUGCGAAUAUUGGAAGGCAUGAAACAAACUGCAGCAGCUGGAAAAGGCGAUAGCAAGGAGGAGGAGGCUGAACCGCAGCCGGAAAAGCUCAAAACUCAGCCUUUAGUGGAACCAGUGGCCCCGACUGGCAAUCAGCUUCUCCAGUCGCAGUCACAUCAGCAAUCUCAACAGCCGACACGCCACAAGCAGCGCCGCUUUUUACUCCCUCACGCAUAUGCACUUUUCGACUUCGCCUCCAGCGAAGCCACCGAUUUGAAGUUCAAGAAGGGGGAUCUAAUAUUGCUCAAGCACCGAAUCGACAACAACUGGUUUGUCGGACAGGCAAAUGGCCAGGAGGGAACCUUUCCCAUCAACUAUGUGAAGGUAUCGGUGCCGCUCCCCAUGCCGCAGUGCAUCGCCAUGUACGACUUCAAGAUGGGACCGAACGACGAAGAGGGGUGCCUGGAAUUCAAGAAGAGCACUGUUAUCCAUGUCAUGCGCCGCGUGGAUCACAAUUGGGCAGAGGGACGUAUUGGCCAGACCAUUGGAAUUUUUCCCAUAGCAUUCGUCGAGCUAAACGCAGCAGCAAAGAAGCUGCUGGACAGCGGGGUCAUCAACCAUCCUCCGUGCCAACCACCGCAGCAGCAAGCGCAGCGUGCGCUUCCUCCGGUGCCAGUAAUUGAUCCCACCGUGGUCACGGAGUCCAGUUCCGGAUCGUCAAACACCACGCCGGCUAGCAGCAAUUCUAGCUCCACGUCCAGCUCGAACAAUUGCAGUCCGAAUCACCAGUCCUCGCUGCCGAAUACCCCUCAGCAUGUGGUUGCUUCUGGUUCGGCAUCGGUUCGUUUCCGGGACAAAGGAGCCAAAGAGAAGCGACAUUCACUGAAUGCUUUACUGGGAGGAGGAGCUCCUUUGAGUCUGUUGCAGACCAAUCGCCAUUCGGCUGAGAUUCUCAGCCUGCCGCAUGAGCUGAGCCGCCUGGAGGUGGCGAACUCUCCGGCCCCCAAACCCACAUCCGUAUCGCAAUCAGCGCGAGUUCUUAAGACGAAUGUGCAACAGCAGAUGCCCCCCAAUUUGCCCUGGGGUUACUUGGCCUUGUUCCCUUACAAGCCACGCCAAACGGAUGAGCUGGAGCUAAAGAAGGGCUGCGUUUACAUUGUGAUUGAACGGUGUGUGGACGGUUGGUUUAAGGGAAAAAACUGGUUAGACAUCACCGGGGUGUUUCCGGGCAACUACCUAACGCCCUUGCGCACCCGCGACCAGCAGCAGUUGAUGCACCAGUGGAAAUAUGUUCCCCAAAGCUCGGAGGCCCAGCAGGCGCACCCACAGCAGCUACCAGUUGCCCCAGACGUCCGGCUCAACAAUAUGCUACCGAUGCAGCCACCGGAUUUGCCGCCCCGUCAGCAACAGGCCAUCGCCACGACCACCAGUUGCUCCGUUUGGACGAAUCCGGUGGAGGCAUUGUUUAGCAGAAAGUCGGAACCUAAGCCUGAAACUACUACGGCCUCUGCCACGAGCAGCAGUUCCUCGGGGGCAGUGGGACUUAUGCGGCGAUUGACUCAUAUGAAAACACGCUCCAAGUCCCCAGGAGCUUCGCUACAGCAAGCUCAGAAAGAAGUUACCAGUCCUAGCGUUGAAGCCACAAAUAAACCACAAGUUAAAAUGCACCCAGUACAUGUUAGAUCCGGUUCGUGCCCCAGUCAACUGCAGCAUAGUCAACCGAUUAAUGAAACUCCCACAACGAAGGCAGCGCCACAACAGCAGCAGUUUCUGCCAAAGCAACUGCCUGCUGCCACCAACAGCAGCGUUUCAUACGGAUCGCAACGUGUAAAAGGAAACAAGGAUCGUCCUCACUUGAUUUGCGCAAGACAAUCCUUGGAUCCAGCCACGUUUCGCAACAUUUACAGCAAUGCCGCGUCGCCUCCGCCGCCUGCUUCCUCGGUAGCUCCAGUCAUCUAUGCAGGAGGACAGCAACAGGCGCUGCCUGGAGGAGGAACGCAAUCACAGUUGCAUGCCAACAUGAUCAUUGCACCCAGCCAUCGGAAGUCUCACAGCCUUGAUGCGGGUCAUGUGCUGAGUCCCAGCAGCAAUGUAAUUACUGAGGCGGCCAUCAAGGCCAGUGCCACCACCAAGUCAGCUUACUGCACAAGGGAAAGUCGAUUCCGCUGCAUUGUGCCGUAUCCACCAAACAGUGACAUCGAACUGGAGUUGCAUUUGGGAGAUAUUAUCUAUGUGCAGCGCAAGCAGAAAAACGGCUGGUACAAGGGCACCCAUGCGCGCACCCACAAAACAGGACUGUUUCCCGCAUCCUUUGUCGAACCGGAUUCCUAGGUGGCCUCCGGAGUCGGGAUAACUAAAACUUAUUAAGCGAAAUUCCAAAUUAUUCUUUUAAAUGGUUUCAAUCGCCGGUCGAUUCGGGCUUCCAAUUUUCAAUCUCCUACUACUCUUUUUAAAAAAGAAACUGUUUUGUACUUAUCCACUCGAUGGCACAGCUCGCCAAUGUACUUUUUACACAAUCCAUAAUCAAAAUAGGCUAGCCAUGUAAGUCUUAAGGACAUGUUACUUAAGCCCUAGCAAUAAGUUAGCUAGAGAAAAAACUAACCGAUUCUUGUGCUCUCUACGAAGUUAUUUGUAAAAUACGAUUUUCAGUAAUACCCA